Phlebotomus papatasi is the source of this 1555-nucleotide messenger RNA. It is a transcript of the gene Su(fu), whose product is annotated as suppressor of fused homolog. Gene Ontology annotation, cellular component: nucleus; cytoplasm. The transcript is spliced from 4 exons. The record is from RefSeq and is a predicted model, not a curated record. Lineage: Eukaryota; Metazoa; Arthropoda; Insecta; Diptera; Psychodidae. The coding region runs from base 79 to 1407 and encodes 442 amino acids. Gene Ontology annotation, molecular function: transcription factor binding.
CAUUGUUUUCAUUUCCGUCCAAGAAUGUAAGAGGGUUUGUUUACUCUCGAGUUUUCAGUGAUUUUCGCGUGAAAAACAAUGGAAAGUUUUGCUAGUGCACCCCCAGGAUUGCAGAGACUCUUUGAGGAGUGUCAGCGUGUGUAUCCAGAUCAGAAAAAUCCCCUCCAAGUCAGUACAAUUCUAAAGUUUUGGCUUGGUGGAAAUGACGUCCUUGACUACAUCACCAUGUACGACAAUCGGGGAGAUCCUACAAGAAAUAUUCCACCGCACUGGCACUACGUCUCAUUUGGGCUAUCAGAUCUGCAUGGAGAUGGGAGAGUCCACAUUCCCGAGCCAUCUGUGGAUUUGGAAUUUCGUUCAGGAAUGGGCUUUGAAUUGACUUUUCGCCUCCUGAAAGGGAAUGAACAACGUCCCCCAACGUGGCCUGCCAAUCUCUUGCAAGACCUAGCCCGAUAUGUCUUCAACACAGGGAAUCGAUUUUGUGUUGGUGACAAUAUUCCUUGGCUCAAGAAAUCCUUAGAUAACAGCAACUCUAAAAUUCUCCAUAUGCUAAUUGCUGAAGAUGCCCAGCUUAGACGUACAGAAACACCCUUUGGAUGGGUGGAUUUCUGUCAAAUUGUAGGAGUAACUAGUGAGGAACUUGAUCAAGCAUCCCGUUGGAAUGGAAAAGGAGUACUCAAUCUUCUCAAGAAUAAUCCAACAACUGGCGGUGAAUUCCUUAUAACCGACAUGAAGAGAAGUAAAAGUGUCUUUGAAUUGUUCCCUGAAAGUCUCCGUGAACUCGAAGAUGAUCUGGAAAGAGAAGGAUCUGAUUUAGUUGGGGUCAAUGCUGAAUUUACUUUUCGCGAAUUUUCCGGGAUUUCAAUCAAGGAAGAAGUAAAGACCGAUGACUAUUGCGAAGAUCCACCAAUGGAUGCCAGCAGAGAAUUUGUUUCGAUGAAGGCUGAGGAGUUUUCACCAUUUUCAUCUUCAAUGAGCACCAGCAAUUCCUUGAGUAUGAGUGGACCAAUUGACACAAAACCCGUAACAGGACAUACAGUUCCUCUGGGAGGAAUUGAAUUCACCCUGGCUCCCUAUGCAGCAAAAUUCCUCGUACUCGCCAUAAAAGAUCGAAUUAGACACGGUCGCCACUUCACAUUCAAGAGUCAGAAUCUUGCUGUAACAUUUGUGGCAGAAUCCGUGACGGGAGCCAUGGUUAAUCGUCGGAAUCCCUAUGCUCUCAUUGGCUACUGGAUGCAGAUUCUCAUCCCCGAUGACCUUGUACCACGCAUGCUGACAUCCUUUGAGGGAAUCAUGAAGAAUUCAGAAAAUCUCAAUCUCCCCAUUGAAUUUGAAUUCCUCGAUAAGGGUCUGAAAAUCAUCAUUGACAAUCCACGUAUGACUGAAUCGAAAAACUUCCUGCCAUAAUUCCACCGAUUUUUCAUCCCAGAAGUGCCUUUUUUAUACUAUUGACUAAAAAAAAUGUAUUCUCUUGUUUUAUCACAUUUUUUUUAUAAAUAUUCUACGUAAAUUCUUUUGCAAGAAUUUAAUAUAGACUUAUUUUUUUAUACCGAAA